This is a messenger RNA of Triticum urartu, 1029 nucleotides long. Lineage: Eukaryota; Viridiplantae; Streptophyta; Magnoliopsida; Poales; Poaceae. The record is from RefSeq and is a predicted model, not a curated record.
AUGGAUGCAUCUGGCGCCGGCCCCUCCUCCAACCCCACUCCCACCAGGCCUCGUCUCACGGUGGACGUUGAGGGGCGGCCUUCACCAACCCCGCCUCCGGCGCUUCAUGCUGGGGACGCCAUCGUCGUCGACCCAAUGAGAGGGCCACGCACCGUGGAGGAAAUCUACGAGGACUUCUCUGCCCGCCGCAGCGCCCUCGUCCGAGCCCUCACCACCGGUAAAAAAGCACUGUGCUUGUACGGCCACUCGGACGGGAGCUGGGAGUUGAAGCAGCCGGAUGAGUUGGCGCCACCCGACAUGCCGGAGCCGACUCUGGGCGUCAACCUCCGGCCAGAUUACAUAAGCCCUUUUGCCUGGCUCGAGUUCAUUGCCCAACGCGCUGACUCGUGGCUCAUCAGCGUCGCAUUUUUCUUUGCCGCUUGCCUCAACGCCAAUCACAGAUGUGUGAAGAUAACUGCUUCUAAAUCAGCACAUAUCAAGGAUUACAAGUGUCCUGACUGCACCCUCGAAGAUACCAGAGAGAUGCGUUUAUUUGAUAUGAUGAACAAUUUGCCAACUGUCUAUCGAACAUUGUAUCACUUCCACAAGAUUGUUUGGCUACCUACGCCACCAUCUCCAGUUUUGAUGCAAAAUGUGUACAAUCCAAAUGAAUAUUCGGGUGCACCUGCUCAAGACAGCGUGCCACAAUCUCCAGACUUAAUGGAAAAUGUGUCCAAUCCAAACAUAAAGUCUAUAACACCUGUUGAAGAGAACAUGCCACAACUAUCUCAAGACUCCUGGCAAAACGUGUCCGAUCCAAACAAGAACUAUAGGAUGCUUGCUGAAGAAGAUGAAGAGGAUCAGGAAGUUAGCAAGCGAUACUUUUGCGGAGAGUGUGGUGCUCCGUACCAUGCCAAUGGCUUUUGGAUCUGCUGUAACGUAUGUGAUCUGUGGUUCCAUGGCAGAUGUGUGAAGAUAACUGCUUCUAAAUCAGCACAUAUCAAGGAUUACAAGUGUCCUGACUGCACCCUCGAAGAUACCAGAGAGUAG